AUGGCCUGGAGGCAUUUCCGUUUGCAUACACCAGUCUAUGUCAGAGUGGAUCGUUCAGGAGUUUAUCACUCAUAUCCAGAGCUGCCAGGUGGGCCGUUCGAGAGCCUUGAUGCAUUUGAAAGUGCUUUCCAUACCUAUGCUCGUGGCCGUAGCACUGACACGUCCAAGGAAACGAAUAAGGAGCGUCUUAUACGAGAAUCUCUUGAGUGGUCAGAUGGUACGAGGAAGGUCGCCACAAGUUUGCAAAUAGCUGAGAGGGAAACUAACAAUGUGCAGAGACUGGUUAAAGCUUUACUGGACAAGAAGAACGAAGAUCAGGAUUUGAAGUAUGAACUCGAACAUAUUGUUCAUUGGCAAUUAAUCUGUGAAGGUCCCAAUGCAUGGUACUAUCAUUUCAAUAUCACUAUGAAAACUAAAGGAGUUAAUGAUGAUGCGGGCAGUGUCAAUCUAUUUUUCGCUGAAGCCACACGUGUUCAGAGGGAUACGCCAGGAUAUUUUCUCUGCUGUUUCUGCAGGAUUGACCCUAACGGCAAGGAUGUUAAAUGUCAUGGUUGUACGGACAAUGGAAGUAUUCAUAUGAAGCACCCCUCUACUCAUUUUCAUUGCGGCCAAACUGAUCUCUCCUUUGGUUAUGAUGCCUGUAACGAUGAGGUGUGUUGCAACGCCAAAAAGAUGGAAGACGACGAUGAAGAAGAGGAACUGAGAGAAGAGGAGGAAAGGAUAAGAGAGUCCUUCGAUUAUCUUGACGAUGUGGAACUUAUGGAGAAACUCCGCAAGAAACGUGCUGAGCUCUUAGCCCUACAUUCCAAAAUCCAGGAGGAUGAAGAAGCGGCCUGUAAAGACUGA
Molecule: messenger RNA, 846 nt
Organism: Triticum turgidum subsp. durum (durum wheat)
Lineage: Eukaryota; Viridiplantae; Streptophyta; Magnoliopsida; Poales; Poaceae
Source: the annotation of a GenBank genome assembly